Messenger RNA from Sclerotinia borealis F-4128, 708 nucleotides. NCBI's taxonomy places the organism in Eukaryota, Fungi, Ascomycota, Leotiomycetes, Helotiales, Sclerotiniaceae. The record is from the annotation of a GenBank genome assembly.
AUGUUCAAGACGACUCGAUCUGCGGGGGCGCUGGUUUGGAAAGCCAAAUUCACACCUCAUAGAUCUCUCGCGGCAAUUUCAUCUUCAGUAAGGAAUUCUGCACAAGAGGUUGAGGCACGAGGUGCUGGGAAUGCGGGUGCUGCAGGUGUGGGAGGGGCAAAUAAUGAUGGGUUUAAAAUGAGUGUUACGGGGAAGCAGAGGAGGGAGGUCCUUCUUCCUAGUCAGGAGGGUAAGAAGGGCGUUAUGCAAUAUGCUUUAACCACCCUAGAUCAAAUCGCCAAUUGGGCACGUCAAGGAUCCCUCUGGCCCAUGACCUUCGGACUCGCCUGCUGCGCCGUCGAAAUGAUGCAUCUGUCGACCCCCCGCUACGAUCAAGAUCGUCUUGGCAUAAUUUUCCGUGCCUCGCCUCGUCAAUCCGACGUUAUGAUUGUGGCGGGUACUCUUACCAAUAAGAUGGCGCCUGCGCUCCGUCAGGUUUAUGAUCAAAUGCCGGAACCGAGAUGGGUUAUUAGUAUGGGUUCUUGUGCGAAUGGGGGCGGUUAUUAUCAUUAUAGUUAUAGUGUGACGAGGGGUUGUGAUCGGAUUGUGCCGGUCGAUAUUUAUGUGCCGGGUUGUCCGCCGACUAGUGAGGCGCUUAUGUAUGGGAUUUUUCAGUUGCAGAAGAAGAUGAGACAUACGAAGAUUACGAGGAUGUGGUAUAGGAAGUAG